AAGUACCUUGGACAACUUCCUUCUUUCCAUGUGGCCUCUCUAGGAGGAAGGGCUCAGUCUGUUUAACCCUUUCAAGUGCUGAUCGCUCUAACAGAAGUUACCUCUUUCCUGAAGAAGGCAGAGAAAGACAAGGAGUAUUUUAAAAGGUUGCCAGGACUGACCUCCAAGAAUUGGCAUUUAUCUCUAAGCGACACUUGAAAACAAUUCUGGAGAGAUCUUAAUGACUCUAGCCAAGGCAAUGAAGGAGGCAGAGCACGGCUUGGUUUGCUGAAGGGAAACAAGGACUACAACUCCCAGAAUUCCUCUUAUCUGGAAAAGGACUAGAGUUCCCACCAAUGCCAUGGAGUUCCUGACUGCUGGAUGGAGGAGUGCUAUUGUGAAGUCUGGUUGGCUGAGAUGGGAGACGGGGCUGGUGAUUGGCUGAUGGAGAGAAGGGUCUAGGGGGAACUAUAGUCUACCCACUUUGUCCAACCCCCACCCUCCCACCCCCAGGACGAAGGUGAAGGGGACCUCUUUGGAUUUAAUUAUUACAGCAACAAGACACAGGAGCACCUCAACUCCGCUUUUCCCAAAUGCUGAGGCUGGUAACUUUCCAGGAGGUGGCUGUGAAUUUCACAGAGGAGGAAUGGGCCCUGCUGAACCCAAAGCAAAAAGCCUUGUACAUGGAGGUCAUGCUGGAAAAUUAUAGGAAUGUGGCCAUGUUGGAAGAAUCUCCAGUCCCUAAGCCAGACCUCAUCUCCUGGCUGGAGCAAAGGGAAGACCUGCAGGUGCCAGAUUCUCAGGAUUCCAAUGAAACAGAAACUUCUCACAGCAGCUCAGGUUGGGGUGACUCUGGAAAGAAAAAUCUGUGCUUGGAGUGUGGGAAAUGUUUCACUCAGAAAUGCAAUCUGAUCAAACACCAGCGCGGUCACACAGGGGACAAACCGUACAGAUGCUUGGAGUGUGGGAAAUGUUUUGCUCAUAAUCCAGCACUCGUAAGCCACCAGAGAAUCCACACGGGAGAGAAACCCUAUAGAUGCUUGGAGUGCAGGAAGUGUUUUGCUCGCCACCCAGCCCUUCUAAGCCACCGGAGAAUCCACACAGGGGAGAAACCCUAUAAUUGCCUGGAGUGUGGGAAAUGUUUUGCUCAGAAAUCGCACCUGUUGAGUCACCAGCGAGUGCACACGGGGGAGAAGCCCUUCACAUGCUUGGAGUGUGGGAAAUGUUUUGGUCAGAAAUCGCACUUGCUGAACCACCGGAAGAUCCAUGCGGGACAGAAACCCUACCAUUGCCUGGAGUGUGGGAAAUCUUUUGCACAAAAAGCUCAUCUGAUUAAUCAUGAGAGAGUCCACACAGGAGAGAAACCGUACAGUUGCACUGUGUGUGGGAAAUCAUUUGCUCAGCAGACAGACGUUGUCAUCCAUCACAGAAGCCACACAGGAGAGAAGCCUUAUAAGUGUGUGGAGUGUGGGAAAUCUUUUUCCAAAAAGUCCAACCUUGUGACGCAUCACAGAGUUCACACCAGAAAGCAAUCUUGCAAAUGUGUCGAAUGUGGAAAAUGUUUUGCUUUCAGCCCUGCCUUUGGGAAUCGUGACAAAAUUCAUGCAGGAGAGAAGCCCUCCAAAUGCUUGGAUUGUGCAGUUCAUGUUCAGAACUUAAUGUUGCUUCAGGUGGGCAACACAAAUGCCACCCUCUUGCCUUAUGGUACCCUCCUUUUCCUCCCUCCAAAUCCUGGUUUAUUUGUUGUAAAUAAAUAAAUAAACAAGUAGAAUAUCAAGACUACCUGAUAUUCAUCUCAAUCAGAGUGCAGGUCACACUUUCUUCGAGGAAAUACUAAGGAUAGAAUUGUUGGCCAUGUUAAUAAACAGCUGUGCACCUGAAAUAAAAUAUCCCCAAUAUGCAUGUAUUAACCUGAGCUUGUGCAUGAGCAUGAAGGUUUUAGGCACCUUUCCCCCUCAGAAGAAGGGUUUGUGACUGACCUGAGUAUUCUUCAAGCUGAGGAACUGCCCACUCUUCUUGUUGAAGUCCUUUAUUCCCUGCUCCUCGUCACUGAGUUCUGCUAGCUCUGUCUGUUUGGUUGUCUGUUAAGUGCCCUCUGAGUCCUCAAACAUUCUGCCCCAUUGAGUUACGUUGAGGCAGUUCUUUGCCCCCUUGGGGUUUUUCCUUCAGAUUUUUGUGAAACCAAUGUACCUGAAAGCUUGUAAAAAGUAAAGAACAGAGAAAAAAAGAACUUUUUGUUAAAAAUGUUUAACUUGGUUACAAAAAUGCUUCAAUACACCUUACUGGUUUUAAGGCGGCACACUUUGAAAUCUUAGUUACUUAGUUGCAAAGAACAGAUAUUUAGGAGAAUACAAAGCACACACACAAAGAAAUAUAAAUUCCUGAUGAAAAGUCUGACUAAAACUUUCCCCUAGACUAAAUUCCUGAAGCCAAAGCCCUGGCUCGCUUCUUCUUAAACUCACCAAACUCCUGAUGAAAAUCAAGCCUUCUGCAGAUCUCUCACCCUGAGAGAUUAUCCUGCAGCCUCCACCAUGAGGCAGCCAAUCACAAGCUAGUCUGCACUCUCUGCACUGACUUCCUCUUUUCUUCCCAGAAUUUCCCCUGCAGCUCUCAUGUCCCACCCACCUGGUUGACUGAUUGGUUGAGCUCUGGAGUUCACCAGCCUGUCAGUCAAGACAGGGGUUAACUUCCUAUUAACCCUAUAGAGGGAGGGAAGGCUGGUCACUACACAAGCACAAGUUUACUCAUGCUGCACACGCACGUGCAGUCCUUCGUCUUCCCUCCCAGCAUGAAUUCAUGCUCUGUUCAGAAACAGAGCAGGAUCCUUGCCUGAUUUCUGCAGUGCCAAAUACUGGCCAGUUCUUGCUUUCAGAGAAGAACCAGCCUUUUUCCUUCUUGAAAAGCAACAGUUGGCCAGCAGGUGAUGCUGCAGAAACUGCAUAAGGACCCUGCUUUGCCUCUGAAGAAAGCGUGAAUUUGUGCUGGGAAGGAAGACAAAAGCUUACAGGAAUAUGUGGAAUGUGAGUAAAUCCUCACUAGGAGCAGCUCAGCUUAUUGCUGUCUUAGUUUAUUAAUUGUACAAGGAGUAAUGAAAGCUACACAUUGCAUCUGAAUUAAAAAAUUCUGAAGAAAGUAUUCUCUCUUGAUUUUAGGGGAUGCAUGCCCAUCUUAGAAGAAGCAUGUGGUUUUUGUAAGGAUGUUUACUGAAAAACAACAGCUGACAUCCAGAGUAACGAAGCACUGGUGUUUCUGCUGAUUUCCAGUCCCAAGCGGGGAGGAUUUUCACUGAUCCCUCCUUCCCUCAGAAGCACUCUGUGCAACAUGAAAAUAUCUGUCCCUGAAGCCCCUCAUGCAGCCCUCGGGGCCAUAUUUUCACAUCUCACUGCACUUCGAGGAGAAUGGAAAGUUGGUGAAUAUUGUCAUGCCUCUGCUGCUCUAGAACAAAAGUCAGCACCACCACUGGCACUUUCCCCACAGCAGGGGCACUAUUAGAAUGUUAUCCAACUUUUUAAAAGCUGCCUAAUAUGGCAUGGGGGGGGCAUAUUCAUGCAAUCAAAACAUUUGAAUUAUGUUCUUCAUAUCAAUAAAUGUUAAUUUAUAUAAUACAUUAAAUACCAUAUUAGUUACAAAUAGUGUUCUGGAUUUUCCCUUGCUCAAAUUGCUUGGAGGCAGGAUUCCCUGUAACAGGAAUUCCCAGAGGUUGACUACAACUCCCAUCAUCCCCUGCUGCAAUGGCCAGCAUUGCUGGGGAUGAUGGAAGUUGUAGUCAACAACAUCUGGGAAUUCCUGUUCCAGAGAAUACUGUUUGGAGGAGUUUCAGCUUCUGCUGCUUAUGGGCAGGGGGCUUGUGGCUGUUUGAUGUUGGCUGGGUUGGGGACAGAGGAUUAUCUUGACCUGCAUGUAUGUAUGUACGUAUGUAUGUAACCUCCCGCCUCGGGAACGUGAUCUAUAGCAUAUCUGCAUGCUAAAUGAACCAUGCCAGCACAGCGGCUGACCACGCCAGGAACUCCUGCUGACAACACCCCUGGAGGACCCCCUGGACCUGGAGAAGACCCUCCGCCGUCAAGGACCCUCGCCCAGAGGCUGCAAUUGGCAGAAGAAGACUGGCACGGCCCUGCCGGCCACACGCAAGGUGAGGCUGGGACUCGUCCCUCCCUUGGACCUUUUGGACAUUCCUCUCACUGAACUCUUUUAACCGGACUCUACCCAAACCCGUAGGAACUUGCGUACAGUGCUAUAAUCUCUCUACCAUUGCAACCACACAUUCGUUAGUACGCGGCCGUGUUUCAUCAGGAAAUUCUAUUCCCUGUUGCUUUUGUAAACCAUAUGUUAAACAUUCUCUAAUAAAAGUCAAUUAAUUCC
Molecule: messenger RNA, 4341 nt
Organism: Hemicordylus capensis (graceful crag lizard)
Lineage: Eukaryota; Metazoa; Chordata; Lepidosauria; Squamata; Cordylidae
Product: zinc finger protein 501-like
Exons: 5
Coding region: 573-1736 (387 amino acids)
Biological process (GO): negative regulation of transcription by RNA polymerase II
Molecular function (GO): DNA-binding transcription repressor activity, RNA polymerase II-specific; RNA polymerase II cis-regulatory region sequence-specific DNA binding
Source: RefSeq, a predicted model, not a curated record